This is a messenger RNA of Fraxinus pennsylvanica, 636 nucleotides long. NCBI's taxonomy places the organism in Eukaryota, Viridiplantae, Streptophyta, Magnoliopsida, Lamiales, Oleaceae. The record is from the annotation of a GenBank genome assembly.
AUGGAGACAGACGACCUAGAGACACGACAUGUCUCCAUCCAUGAUGGAGACACCGCCGUGUCUCCAUUCGGAUGGAGACAUGGAGAAAUGUCUCUGUCCAAUGUACGGAGUUCCAUGUCUCCGUCCACUGGAUGGAGACAUUUCUCCAUGUCUCCGUCUACUGGAUGGAGACAUGGCGGUGUCUCCAUCCUGGAUGGAGGUGGCUCCGUGUGCCCUGCUCCAACUGGAAGAAAAAGAAGAGGUGGUUCAGGAGGAGUAAACAAACUAUGUGCUGUUUCUCCUGAACUACAAACCAUCGUAGGGCAACCGACUCUGCCAAGGAUUGAGAUCGUGAAGCAGUUGUGGGCUUACAUAAGGAAAAACAACCUUCAAGAUCCAAAUAACAAAAGAAAGAUUAUUUGCAACGAAGAGCUCCGAUUGGUUUUCGAAACUGAUUGUACUGACAUUUUCAAGAUGAAUAAAUUGCUAGCUAAACAUAUAAUCCCUCUCGAGCCUACAAAGCAGACUGUUCAAAAUUCUAAGAAACCUAAAGUCGAUGUCGAAUAUAGGAGCCAAAAUGAUGACCCCGUCCCAAUUGUGACAAUAUCUGAAGCCCUUGCGAAUUUCUUUGGAAUCGACGAACGAGAAAUGUCAUAA